Molecule: messenger RNA, 1260 nt
Organism: Geodia barretti
Lineage: Eukaryota; Metazoa; Porifera; Demospongiae; Tetractinellida; Geodiidae
Source: the annotation of a GenBank genome assembly
AUGGUCAGACUUGAUAGUUUCGCCGUGUUCUUCAAAAUUAUUAUCUCGGCUGCUACCGCUGCAACGAUUCUAUUUUCGGUGCGUUCCGCUGAACUCGAUCCGGAAACGAAGGGUGAAUACUACGCACUUCUGCUUGCCGUGACGCUGGGUAUGUAUCUGAUGGCAUCGUCAACCCAUCUCCUGAUGAUCUACCUCUCGCUCGAAACAGUCAGUCUUACCUCCUACAUCCUCGCUGGCUUCUUGACACAUAGUCCACGUUCGAGUGAAGCGGCAUUCAAAUAUAUCACCUUUGGCGCGAUAUCAUCGGGAACAAUGCUGUUUGGUAUCUCUCUCCUGUUCGGCAUGACCGGUACAGGGGAUAUUAUGCUAAUUAGCAGCCGAUUAGGGGAGAUGUUCAGCCAAGGCGAUGUCUAUCCGCUGGCUGUCCUGUUGUCGAUCACAUUUAUCCUCGCAGGUGUCGGCUACAAGAUCGCCUCCGUACCCUUCCACAUGUGGUCUCCUGAUGUCUACGAAGGUGCCCCAAUCCCAAUCACAGCGUUUCUAUCUGUCGCAUCCAAAUCGGCUGGGUUCGCCAUGUUCAUUCGCCUGUUCUAUUCAGGUUUCAAAUCGGCAGAUGCUUCUAUUGAUUGGUCCCUUAUGUUGGCAGUCGUCUCCGCCUUAACGAUGACCGUCGGUAAUCUUGCCGCGCUUCCGCAGCAAAAUGUGAAGCGACUUCUCGCCUACUCAAGUAUUUCGCAUGGUGGCUUCCUGCUCAUGGGUGGGGUGUUGCUGACGAGCGAAGGGCUUCAAGCGAUUCUCAUCUACUUGGUUAUCUAUCUGUUUAUGAACUUGGGAGCAUUCUUUGUCGUUAUCCUUAUUGCAAAUGAGGUCGGCAGUGAAACGAUUGACGGCUACCGUGGGCUAGGUUCCCGUGCACCACUCAUCGCAGUGUCAAUGGCGAUCUUCCUCUUUUCUUUGACCGGGCUGCCGCCCCUUGCGGGCUUCGCAGGAAAAUGGAUUCUGUUUGCCGCCGUCAUCAAGGAAAAACUCUACUGGCUAGCAAUUAUCGGCUUGCUCAACAGUGUCGUCGCGCUUUACUACUAUGUGCGAAUCGUCAAGGCAAUGUUCCUUGAAACGUCCGAUGACACGGAAUCCCUCUCUUUCUCACCUGGCAGUCUUGUCCUACUCCUUGUUUUUGUCGUUCCGACCCUCCUGCUCGGUAUCUAUUGGAACCCCUUAUACGAACUAUCCAGAGUCUCCCUCGGAAAACUGAUGGGCUAA